CUGGAAAGAGGCCAAGCUGAAAACCUGAACUGACUGGAAAAUGACGGGGCGAGCCCGAGCACGGGCCCGUGGAAGGGCCCGUGGGCAGGAGACUAUGCAGCAUGUUGGAUCGACCACGAGCCAGCAGCCUGGCUACAUCCAGCCGAGACCUCAGCAACCAUCCGCAGAGGGGGACUUGGUUAGUCGAGGACGGCAGAGAGGUGUGGUCGUUGGAGCUAUAGCCAAGUCACAAGAACUGCAGCUAUCCGCUGGAUUUCAGGAAAUGUCAUUGGCAGAGAGAGGAGGGCGUCGUAGAGACUUCCAUGACCUCGGUGUGAACACCAGACAGAACCUUGACCAUGUCAAAGAAUCAAAGACAGGCUCUUCGGGCAUCAUCGUGAAGCUGAGCACCAACCACUUCCGACUGACCUCACGCCCCCAGUGGGCCCUGUACCAGUACCACAUUGACUACAACCCACUGAUGGAGGCCCGAAGGCUGCGCUCUGCACUGCUCUUCCAGCACGAAGAUCUCAUUGGAAGGUGUCAUGCUUUUGAUGGAACAAUACUAUUUUUACCUAAAAGACUACAGCACAAGGUCACAGAAGUUUUCAGUCAGACACGGAAUGGAGAACACGUGAAGAUAACCAUCACCCUGACCAAUGAGUUGCCACCUACCUCACCUACCUGCCUGCAGUUCUACAACAUCAUCUUUAGGAGGCUUUUGAAAAUCAUGAAUUUGCAACAAAUUGGACGGAAUUAUUAUAACCCAAGUGACCCAAUUGAUAUUCCAAACCACAGGUUGGUGAUCUGGCCUGGCUUCACUACUUCCAUCCUUCAGUAUGAGAACAACAUCAUGCUCUGCACAGAUGUCAGCCACAAAGUCCUCCGGAGUGAGACUGUUCUAGACUUCAUGUUCAACUUGUACCAGCAGACAGAGGAGCAUAAGUUUCAGGAGCAAGUUUCUAAGGAGCUCAUAGGGUUAAUCGUCCUUACCAAGUACAACAAUAAGACUUAUAGGGUAGAUGAUAUUGACUGGGACCAGAAUCCAAAGAGCACCUUCAAGAAGGCAGAUGGCUCAGAGGUCAGCUUCUUGGAGUACUACCGGAAGCAAUAUAACCAGGAGAUCACUGACCUGAAGCAGCCAGUGUUGGUGAGCCAGCCCAAGCGGAGGAGAGGCCCUGGAGGCUCACUGCCUGGCCCCGCUAUGCUCAUCCCAGAGCUCUGCUACCUCACAGGUCUGACUGACAAAAUGCGCAACGACUUCAAUGUGAUGAAAGACCUGGCAGUGCACACUCGACUGACCCCUGAGCAACGGCAGCGGGAGGUGGGCCGGCUCAUUGACUACAUCCACAAGGAUGACAAUGUGCAGAAGGAGCUUCGAGACUGGGGCUUGAGCUUUGAUUCCCAUCUGCUGUCAUUUUCAGGAAGAAUCCUGCAGUCCGAGAAGAUUCACCAGGGUGGAAAAACAUUUGAUUACAACCCACAGUUUGCAGACUGGUCCAAAGAAACAAGAGGCGCGCCAUUGAUCAGUGUGAAGCCACUAGAUAACUGGCUACUGAUCUAUACACGCAGGAAUUAUGAAGCAGCCAACUCACUGAUACAAAACCUGUUCAAAGUCACUCCAGCUAUGGGUAUUCAGAUGAAAAAGGCAAUCAUGAUCGAGGUAGAUGACAGAACCGAAGCUUACCUGAGAGCCCUGCAGCAGAAGGUCACAUCAGAUACCCAGAUAGUUGUCUGUUUAUUGUCAAGUAACCGGAAAGACAAAUAUGAUGCCAUUAAAAAGUACCUGUGCACAGACUGCCCCACACCAAGUCAAUGUGUAGUGGCCAGGACCCUGGGCAAGCAGCAAACAGUCAUGGCCAUCGCCACUAAGAUCGCCCUGCAGAUGAACUGCAAGAUGGGUGGCGAGCUCUGGAGGGUCGACAUGCCUCUGAAGCUGGCCAUGAUUGUUGGCAUCGACUGUUACCAUGACACCACGGCCGGGCGGAGGUCUAUUGCAGGAUUUGUUGCCAGCAUCAACGAAGGGAUGACCCGCUGGUUCUCCCGAUGCAUCUUUCAAGACCGUGGACAGGAGCUAGUGGAUGGACUCAAGGUGUGCUUGCAAGCUGCCUUGAGGGCUUGGAGUGGAUGCAAUGAGUACAUGCCCAGCCGAGUCUUCGUGUACCGAGAUGGUGUGGGGGAUGGGCAGCUGAAGACCCUGGUCAACUAUGAGGUCCCACAAUUCCUGGACUGCCUCAAGUCAGUUGGGAAAGGAUACAACCCAAGACUGACAGUGAUCGUGGUAAAGAAGCGGGUCAAUGCCAGGUUUUUUGCUCAGUCUGGUGGAAGACUCCAAAACCCACUUCCAGGGACAGUCAUCGAUGUGGAGGUCACCAGGCCCGAGUGGUAUGACUUUUUCAUUGUGAGCCAGGCAGUGAGGAGUGGGAGUGUUUCCCCAACCCACUACAAUGUCAUCUACGACAGCAGUGGCCUGAAGCCUGACCACAUCCAGCGGCUAACAUACAAGCUCUGCCAUGUCUAUUACAACUGGCCUGGUAUCAUCCGUGUGCCUGCACCCUGCCAGUAUGCACACAAGUUAGCCUUCCUCGUGGGCCAGAGCAUCCACAGAGAGCCGAACUUAUCUCUAUCCAACCGCCUCUACUACCUCUAA
This is a messenger RNA of Nannospalax galili (Upper Galilee mountains blind mole rat), 2629 nucleotides long. RefSeq names its product piwi like RNA-mediated gene silencing 1 (gene Piwil1). Gene Ontology annotation, molecular function: protein binding; piRNA binding. Lineage: Eukaryota; Metazoa; Chordata; Mammalia; Rodentia; Spalacidae. The transcript has 21 exons. The record is from RefSeq and is a predicted model, not a curated record. Gene Ontology annotation, biological process: regulatory ncRNA-mediated gene silencing. Gene Ontology annotation, cellular component: P granule. The coding region runs from base 41 to 2629 and encodes 862 amino acids.